CGUCUUCGAAGAGAAAGUGAAAGCGAACAACAGGUUGAAGAGCAACCUAUAGAAGAGAAGCAACCUGAGCCAGAGGAAAAGGAGGAAGAACCUGAAGAAGAGAUAAAAGAAGAUCCUGUUGAGGAGAAAGACUCUUCCAAGGAGGCAGACCAGGUUGAGGAAAUGCCGAAGAAAAGUGGUAAUCCUACAGCAGAGAAGUCUCCUAACCCUGCUACGGAGAAGGAGAGAUCAUCAAGCCCACCAGCGAAGAAAAGAUCUCAAAGUCCACCGAGAAGGGAGAGGUCUCCCCGCUCUCCACCGCACAGGAAGAGAUCUGCAAGUCCAUCUGAUAGGAAACGGUCUCCAAGCCCCCCACCGAAGAAGAGGACUGCAAGUCCGCCAGUGAAGAAGAGAUCCCCAAGUCCCGUUAAAGAAGAUAAAGCUCCAGAACAGGCCGCUGAGGCCGAGGAAAUCAAUGAUGAAGGAAGUGAGAGGGCUGCCAGUGCUGAGAGAGAACCUGAGGACGACAAACAGUCGGAAGGUGGUGAUAGUACGCAACAUUCGCGUGGUAGUGACGCGGCAAAGGAGAAGAAAGCAGAAACCCCUGAAAAGAAAACGGAGAAGAUGGAACGUGGAAAGGAUCAUGGGAAAGAUCCAUCAAAAAGCAAAGCAAAACCGGUGGAAGAGAAUGGGAAUGGAAACGGUGAUGAUGGCGGUGGUGGUGAUCAUUUAGAAGAAUUAGACUAUGGAGAGGCCGAAGUCGAAGGUGAUGCUGAAGCUGAUGAUAAGGAAACGAAGGAUGAAGUGUUGGAACUGGAUGAGUCAGAGGAGCGCGAAAUUCGAAAGCAAAAACGACGCCUAGCAAGUGAAACGGAUGCAUCACAGGAACAUAAAGGAGAAAAAAGAAGGAAAGUGUCCCCGUCAAGGCAUCCAGAAUCGGAUAUUAUUCAUAUCCGUGGUCUCACUAGGCCGUUCACUGAUCGAGCGUUGAAGGCAGAAAUAAUGAAAAGUGGUGGUCAGAUUGUCGAUUUUUGGAUUGACAGCGUUAAAAGUCAUUGCAUUGUUCAGAUGCAAUCAAUCGAUGAAGCUCGAGAAGUUCGAAAUGCUAUGCAUAGUACGCAGUGGCCGACUGCUAACCCGAAGACAUUGUCUGUACAAUUUGAUACCAAGGAAAAUAGGAAGGACGAUAACGACAGGAAACGACAACGUUCAGAAACCCCACCGUUUAGUCGCGCAGUACUAGAAAAACGUGAACGGCGAGACGUGGAGCCUCCGCGCGAUCGUGACCGCGACCGUGAACGCGAACGGGAGCGCGAACGAGAACGCGAGCGAGAACGUGAUCGCGAGCGUGAUCGCGAACGUGACCGGGAACGCGACAGGGGUCGUGGUCGUGAGCGCGACCGCGAUCACGAUCGCGAAAGAAGGCGUAGCGACGAGGAUAGGACUAGCAAUCGACAUCAGGAGCCUGAAAAGGAGCCAGAACCAGAAAAACCGGUGAAAACAGCUGACGAGUUAUUCAUGAAGACUAAAACGUUACCUGCUAUCUAUUUUCUGCCCUUGACUGACGAGGAGAGGAAGGACGAUAACGACAGGAAACGACAACGUUCAGAAACCCCACCGUUUAGUCGCGCAGUACUAGAAAAACGUGAACGGCGAGACGUGGAGCCUCCGCGCGAUCGUGACCGCGACCGUGAACGCGAACGGGAGCGCGAACGAGAACGCGAGCGAGAACGUGAUCGCGAGCGUGAUCGCGAACGUGACCGGGAACGCGACAGGGGUCGUGGUCAAAAACCGGUGAAAACAGCUGACGAGUUAUUCAUGAAGACUAAAACGUUACCUGCUAUCUAUUUUCUGCCCUUGACUGACGAGGAGGCCCAAGAACGACAAGAAAAGUUACUAGCGGAGAAGAAAAAGCGAGAACAAAAGGAGCAGGAACGUGAAAAAGAACGGGAGAAAGAAAAAACUCGUCGUUAA
Cooperia oncophora is the source of this 1953-nucleotide messenger RNA. The record is from the annotation of a GenBank genome assembly. Lineage: Eukaryota; Metazoa; Nematoda; Chromadorea; Rhabditida; Trichostrongylidae.